Molecule: messenger RNA, 864 nt
Organism: Anoplopoma fimbria (sablefish)
Lineage: Eukaryota; Metazoa; Chordata; Actinopteri; Perciformes; Anoplopomatidae
Gene: sult2st2
Product: sulfotransferase family 2, cytosolic sulfotransferase 2
Exons: 7
Biological process (GO): sulfation
Cellular component (GO): cytoplasm
Molecular function (GO): sulfotransferase activity
Source: RefSeq, a predicted model, not a curated record
AUGACUGAGGCAGAGUUAUACUAGCUGUACAAGGGGGUCUAUAUGCCUUCAUCUCUGCACCCUCCAGAAAACCUGAGGUUCUACGAAGAGUUUACGUUUCGCCCAGAUGAUAUCGUCAUUGCAACGUACCCCAAAAGUGGUACGACUUGGACGCAGGAGAUAGUCCCUCUGAUCAUGAGUGGAGGAGAUCCAGCCUCUGUUAAGACUCUCCCUACCUGGGACCGUGUUCCCUGGCUGGAGGAGACUCGGGCCUCCGUCCUUAACCUCGAAGAGAGGCCGUCUCCACGCAUGUUAACCACACACUUCCAGUACAACAUGAUGCCUCUGUCUUUCUUUGAAGUGAAGCCGCGGGUCAUCAAUGUGAUAAGAAACCCCAAAGAUGUGUUAACAUCUUACUUUUAUUAUCAUGGUAUGGCCUCCCACUUGGUCAACCCGGGCCCGCAGAGCGAGUUCCUCCACAUGUUCCUUGAAGGAAAAGUUAUGUAUGGUUCAUGGUUCGAUCAUGUGAAGAACUGGCUGAAUGCUGAAAAAAAAGGGAACAUAAUGUACAUCUCCUAUGAAGAGAUGAUAAUGGAUCUGAAGGACUGUGUGGCCAGAAUGGCUCAGUUCUUGCAGAAAUCUCUGGAACCUGAGGAGAUUGAGAAGAUAGCGGACCAAUGUUUGUUUAAGAACAUAAAGCUGAACAAAAUGUCCAACUACUCUACUGUUCCUCAGGAAAUCAUGGACCAGACAAAGUCUGAGUUUCUCAGGAAAGGAAUUGCUGGAGACUGGAAAAACCUACUAACACCGGCAGAAGCAGAGCACUUUGAUGCUGUUUACAAAGACAAAAUGAAAGAUGUGAAAUAUAAAUUUGUAUGGGAUUAA